GCGCCGUCGCGUUUAGGCGCUGACCAAUGGGUGGGCAGGAUGCUAGGGUGAGAGUAUGGCGGACCGGCUCACGCAGUUGCAAGACGCGGUGAAUUCGCUUGCUGACCAGUUCUGCAAUGCUAUUGGGGUGCUGCAGCAAUGCGGUCCACCUGCCUCGUUCAGCAACAUCCAGACCACCCUCAACAAGGACCAGCCAGCCAAUCCUACGGAAGAAUAUGCCCAGCUCUUUGCAGCAUUGAUUGCUCGUACUGCUAAGGAUAUAGAUGUUUUGAUAGAUUCGUUACCUAGUGAAGAAUCAACAGCAGCUUUGCAGGCUGCUAGUCUGUAUCGAUUAGAGGAGGAGAACCAUGAAGCAGCUGCCCGCCUGGAGGAGGUUGUCUAUCGUGGGGAUAUGCUAUUGGAAAAAAUCCAGAGUGCUCUAGCCGAUAUUGCUCAAUCACAGUUAAAGACAAGAAGUGGUGCUCCUAGCCAACCUGUUUCAGACUCAUAGCAGCAUGUUGCUGCAAAACCGGACUAAAAAAAUCCUAUUUCUAAAGAAUUCUGCAUCAAAUGCGUACUGUAAUAUCAAGCCUUACUGUUGUGAGAAUUUAAGUGUUCUGAUUAUGGUAAAUGUAACUUAUUUAAACCUUGUACUACAGUCUCAAUUCUGGCAUGAAAUAUGUAUAAGCUAGGAUUGCUGCUUGUUCUAGAACUGCAUUUAAUAUACUUAAUUCAAUAUGUUAAUUUCUUUUAAAUUUUUUUUAUUUUUUAUGCAUAGAUAUGUCUGACUUAGUCUGGGCUGUUAUCUUUAUGAAGCAAAUGUAGUCUUUAAAGGAACUGUACAAGGUAAAAUACUCUGUGCAUAACCCAGACUUCAAAUCUCCUGUUGUAGGUUUUCCCCAUUGUUAUGUAAGUCUUAAGCACAAAACUAUGAACUUGCCAGAGGCAGUGAGGAAACCAUUAGACAUUCUGAGGUCAACGUAAAUACAUGGCUAUACAUGCUAUGUAUUACCAUUCAAACUGCAUGAUACUGACUGUUUGCAUCUCUUUACCAGCUUACAGCCUACAAGCUUUCCUGACACCUUUAUUCUGUUUAAAACUUAAAGUGGACAGUUAAUCUUAGUAUUUCCUUUCACUUCUGAUUCACAAAUGAGUCUGUGGGCUAGUUAAGGUUUUUGACAUGCUUAAUGGCUGCUUGUAGGCAGCAGAAAGAUUGUAGGUAGGUAGGUAUGUUAAAAGAGACAAUGAGGCAUCAUUCAUUACAACAGAAGUGUUGGGAAAGAAGCAGAAAUCUCCACAGGAGACAGAAGUUGGCAAUUGAAGAAAUGAAAAUAACUUAUUUUUUUUAAUUAAUAGUUUUUGUAAGCAAUUGCUAUAGCUUGUACUUGUGUGUCUGUAAAUGAGAGAAGAAGGCUCCAAGAUACUCUUACCAGUUUCUCCCCAGUAAAUAAACUGGUGUCUUUAGUGCACAAUGAUGAGGACAGUGGAAUCUUUGUCUUGUGUGAAAAAUAAUUUCAAGGGAGAAGGAGCCUGGGGGAAGGGAAAUAUAGGUUGCAAGAAAAUUGCACCCAGUACAGGUUCAUUGUACAAUCUUUCCCUGAGCUGAUUGGUGUCUGGUUAUAGGUGCAUAAAUUAUUUGUUCAGUUGCCUAAUUUAAAAUUGGCUACAUGUAUAAAGCAAGCCUUUCCCAGUAUAUUUAGAACUUACGUUGCUAGUGUAGAGAACAAUGACAGCAUGUUAGAAGCCACAUAUAAAAUGUAGUUGUUUGUUUUUACAAACAUCAAACAGGAGCAUAACAUGAACAUGACUUGCAUGUAAGUGUACAACAGUCUGUUUAGAGAAUUUACCAAAUACAAAGCUCUUUUCUACUUGUAGAUACUACUAAAAUGGAAGUAUAGGAUUUAAUUGGAUGUCACUUGCUAUUUUGAGACCUGCAAACACCUGGAUAAUAACAGAAGAGGAAAAGGAAGCAUGGUCUGUUAGCUCACAUACAAAAGAGCAUGCUGUGGUGGGAUAGGUUGUGUAACAUGAUAAAUCCCUACAGUAAUCUUUUGUAAAUAUCUAUGAACAUGGGAAAUGAAGACUAGGGUUUUUCCCCUUCAACUUUAAAAUGCCAAUCAAGCUUUGUGUAGCAAUAUUUAGGUAUGUACACCAGAAAUUUUGUGUGAAAUCUGUGUCUACUUUGAAGUAGAGAAUAACACUUUUGCUCAAAAGUACUUCAGUACUGCAGUGUGUAUACUGGAAGUGGCAUAGUAAUGAAUUCUGAAUUAACUUAAAUCAGUUUGUUUCCUUUGUGUGCCUUAACAUCAGAGUCUUGCAUUGGCUCUAUUUGUGUUCUGCAAACAGAGCUCACAAGUAGACCCGAAGUCUGCCUCUUAAUUUGGAUGUUCUCUGUAUGGACUCAGUGCCACUAGUUUCAUAUGCUUUAGUGCUAGGAAGCUGCUAAUUCUGGAAUUUCCUCACCUUAAAAGGUUGAGUGUAGCAGUCGUGUCCUGCUUGCUGCCUACUUUUAUGUUAAUAUCUCAGCCAGCUUUACAUUAAAAGUGUGUACUUGUGUCAGUAACAUAAAUCCACACAGGAAUUUAUGUGCAAGGAGCAUUGUCAGUGUUGUAAGUGUUGCAUGCAUAUUUCAUUUUGUCUGUGUAGUUUGGCAAGUGUUGACAAUUUAAUAGAAAUGCUCACUUGUAAUACAAUGAAAAUAAAGUUAGGAAAAGAGUAA
Molecule: messenger RNA, 2698 nt
Organism: Alligator mississippiensis (American alligator)
Lineage: Eukaryota; Metazoa; Chordata; Crocodylia; Alligatoridae
Gene: MED21
Product: mediator complex subunit 21
Exons: 4
Coding region: 56-490 (144 amino acids)
Biological process (GO): regulation of transcription by RNA polymerase II
Cellular component (GO): mediator complex
Molecular function (GO): transcription coregulator activity
Source: RefSeq, a predicted model, not a curated record